Molecule: messenger RNA, 3973 nt
Organism: Gadus morhua (Atlantic cod)
Lineage: Eukaryota; Metazoa; Chordata; Actinopteri; Gadiformes; Gadidae
Gene: dse
Product: dermatan sulfate epimerase
Exons: 5
Coding region: 252-3176 (974 amino acids)
Molecular function (GO): chondroitin-glucuronate 5-epimerase activity
Source: RefSeq, a predicted model, not a curated record
AACAGUAAGCUGACAACACCGCAACUGCAAAAGAACUACACGGAGAUAACCAUGGCAACCGGUCAAACAAACGUUAUUUUUUGCGAUCAUUCUGCGCGCGCAUCCGCCGUGUUGAUAAACAAAUAACCUCCCUCAUUGAACGACGUUAAACCGAGUCAGCGGGCCGGACCACAGAAACCACAAUGAACGAGUUCACAGUGACGUCCAUCAGGCAGUAAUACAGUACGUCCAGUUCACGUUCGUCCCAAAAUAUGAACGAGUUCAUGAACUAUCGUUCGAUGAACGCGUUCAGGCACACCACUGCGCGCGGGGCCCCCACGGUGUUCUUGUUAAGCCUGCUGUGGCCCCUGCUUCCCCCCGCGGCGGCGGCGGAGGAGGUGGACCCCAGCGGCGGCGUCCCCUUCAUGGGGGGGAACUACGAGGGCCACCCCAUGCUGUACUUCGACCGGGCCGACGUGGAGGAGCUCCAGGCCCGGGCGUCCGGGACCCACCGGGACCUGGCCCGGAGGAUCCGCGAGGCCGGGGAGGCCAUGCUGGAGCACCCCGAGGAAUACCUGCCCCCCUGGAGCCCGGCGAGGUUCAGCGCCCGCUGGAACGAGGUGUACGGGAACAACCUGGGGGCGCUGUCCAUGUUCUGCCUGCUGUACCCGCACCGCGCCGGAGCCCUGGACCUGGCCCGCGACUACAUGGAGAGGAUGGCCGCUCAGCCUAGUUGGCUGGUGAAGGACGCUCCCUGGGACGAGGUCCCGGUCGCCCACUCCCUGACGGGCUUCGCCACGGCAUAUGACUUCCUGUUUGAGUUCCUGAGCCAGGCUCAGCAGGAGCGCUUCCUGCAGGUGAUCGGCAACGCCACGCGCCUGAUGUACGAGAAGUCGUACGUGCGCGGCUGGGGCUUCCAGUACCUCCACAACCACCAGCCAACCAACUGUGUGGCGCUGCUGACGGGAAGCCUGGUGUACAUGACCCAAGGCUACCUCCAGGAGGCGUACGUGUGGGCGAAGCAGGCACUGUCUGUGAUGGAGAAGUCCAUGGUGCUCCUGCAGGAGGUGACGGACGGCUCGGUGUACGAGGGCGUGGCGUACGGCAGCUACACCACGCGCUCCCUCUUCCAGUACAUCCACCUGGUCCAGAGGCACUUCUCCAUCGGACACUUCCAACACCCAUGGCUGCUGCAGCACUACGCCUUCAUGUACCGCACCAUCCUGCCCGGCUUCCAGAGGACGGUGGCCAUCGCCGACUCCAACUACAACUGGUUCUACGGCCCCGAGAGCCAGCUGGUCUUCCUGGACCGCUUCGUGAUGCGCAACGGCAGCGGCAACUGGCUGGCGGAGCAGAUCAACCAGAACCGGGUGACGGAGGGACCCGGGGUGAGGGGGAAAGGCCAGCGCUGGUGCACCCUGCACACAGAGUUCAUCUGGUACGACCCCAGCCUGACGGCCACGCCCCCCCCCGACUUCGGCACGCCCCAGCUGCACCACUUCCUGGACUGGGGCGUGGUCACCUACGGCAGCGCCCUCACCGCCGACACCAACCACUCCUUCCUGUCCUUCAAGGCGGGCAAACUGGGCGGCCGCGCCAUCUUCGACAUCGUCCACCAGAACAAGUACCGCGAGUGGGUGAAGGGCUGGAGGAACUUCAACGCGGGCCACGAGCACCCCGACCAGAACACCUUCACCUUCGCGCCCAACGGCGUGCCCUUCAUCACCGAGGCGCUGUACGGGCCCAAGUACACCCUGCUGAACAACGCGGUGCUGUUCGGCCCCGUGGCGCCCGCCGCCGGGGGCUGCUUCGGGCCCUGGGCCGGCCAGGUCACGGAGGCCUGCGACUCCAAGUGGCUGCGCUACAAGGAGGGUCCGGCGGCGGACGCUCAGGCCAGCGUGGAGGCGGCAAUGCAGCGGCAGGGCCUGGUGUUCGUCCGCGGGGAGGCCCGGUCCACCUACAGCCCCGAGCUGAAGCUCCGCAGCUUCCAGAGGAACCUGCUGCUGCUGCACCCCCAGCUGCUGGUGGUGGUGGACCACGUGGAGCUGGAGCCCGACAGCCCCACGCGCGCCAUGAGCGCCUUCUUCCACAACACGGACGCGCCCUUCCGGGCGGCCGAGGUGGACGGCGUGCACGGGGCCUGCAUCAGGCACGGCCAGGACUCCUACAAGAUGUUCUGGAUGGACGACACGGGCUUCAGCGACAAGGGGCAGCUGGGGUACUGGGGCUACCCCAGGGGGUACCCCUACAACGGCUCCAACUACGUGAACGUGACCAUGCCGCUGAGGUACCCUCGCACCCGGGUGGCCUACGUCUUCUUCGGCCCGGGCGUGGUCGUGAGGAGCUUCAGUCUGCGCGGGGACGCGGAGCGCGUGGACCUGUACCUGUCCACGCAGGACCACAGCUACACGGUGUACCUGCUGACCGCCGCGGCCCCGAGCAAGCCGCUGUUUGCCAUGGUGCUUGUCGACCAGAAGAAGGUGGUGUUCGAGAAGACGCCGUCGGCGCCGCCCACGCCGCUGGCGGAGGUGGAGGAGUACGUCAACGUGGUGGAGGACAACCUCCAGCACGCCAUGCCCGUCUUCCAGCAGAUGGAGAGGCACAUCCUGGGCCGGGUGCUGAACACCGCCAGCUUCCGCAAGACGGCCGAGCGCCUGCUGCAGUUCUCUGACAAGAAGCGGACGGAGGAGGUCAUCGAGAAGAUGUUCAGCAUGUCCAAGAAGCAGGGAAAGGGCAAGGGCGGCAAGAAGGUCAACAUGGCCGACGAGCUCUCCGAGAGCCUGCCCGACCUCUUCGCUCAGGUGGAGCUGAGCGAGAAGAAGGAGCGGCAGAAGAGCCCGCGGCGCGUCUCCGAGGAUGCCGAGGAGGGCGACGGAGACUCGCGGGCCUUCAUCGAGUACGCCGACAGCCGCAAGAACCGGAAGGACGCCUCCGUGAAGGGCCGCAAGUUCAAGGAGGUCCAGGUGGCGCCCACGGCGGCGGGGGCGGGGGGCGGCGGCCCGCCCGCCGCGAACGCCUACAUCAGACUGUUCCUGUUGGGGAACAUCAGCACCUUCUUCCUGCUGCUGGGCGCCAUGCUGUUCAGGCUGCCCAAGCCGCGCAGCCGACGCCUCCAGAAGGGCUUCUACGGCCUGCUGCUGGCGGACAGCGCGGUGCUGCUGUACCUCUACUCCUCCUGCUCCCGCGCGCAGUGCUGAUGUCAUCGGUGUGCGACGCGGGCCAUCCCGGGGGGAGGUCACGAAUCCCAGAAGGGAUGUUGAGACGCGUGCGCUGCACCAGGAGGGGCUGUGUUUGUUACAACAGUCUGGUCCCCAGAGCUCUGGAUGUCUUUAGGUCAGGAUGGGGCGGGGAAAAAAAGGCCCCGGGAUGAGGGUGUCAGGCCGGACCCUGGACCAGCGCACCCCUCCCAGUGUCGUUACCAGGGGAACCAGAACGGGAUGCUGAGGAGUGAUCCACAAGGUGACCCGGUCACCUGGUGAAACGCGGGGGGACCUUAAGCAGCCGUGACAACCGAUUCAAAUCCGACACUGUACCGACCUCACCAGGGAGUUUCCCCCCCAGUUGGGUCAAUCCGCUGUCAGGCUGACCAGCCCCCGUUCAGUUUGACCAUUCAGCCUUUCCACUUAUCCUGUGACUGACUGGGAGGUUCUUACUGGGAGGUUCUUGAUACUCAGGCACAUCAAAUGAAGGGCCAGCUGAGGUGUCUUGCUCAAGGGCAGUCCUGAUGCCUCCUCCAGGCCCUCCUCUGUCCUCCAGUACACUGAUGCCUCCUCCAGGCCCUCCUCUGUCCUCCAGUACACUGAUGCCUCCUCCAGGCCCCUGAUGUCUUGUCCAGGCCCCUGAUGCUGUCUCAUCCUCCUGUACUUGAGAUGCAACAUAUCUAGGUUAUUCCUUCGAACACGUAAACAUGUGUAUAUAUAUACGGAAAAAACAUGAUCUAUUUUUGUGAUGUUGUUUUUGUGUAUUGGGUAUUAAAAUGAUUACAUGCUUAUGA